Messenger RNA from Blumeria graminis f. sp. triticale, 162 nucleotides. The record is from the annotation of a GenBank genome assembly. Lineage: Eukaryota; Fungi; Ascomycota; Leotiomycetes; Helotiales; Erysiphaceae.
AUGUGCGGGGCCUCUGCUGUUCAACAGGAGGUUGUGCAAAUGUGUCGACGCUCCUGCGGUAUUCUCAGACUCAGACCAUUUCAACCGCCCGUCCACCAUCGGCUCCGGCCAGCACCGCUAGUUGCGCACCGUGUCCACGAUUCCUCCUACAUGAGGACUUGA